Prorocentrum cordatum is the source of this 984-nucleotide messenger RNA. Lineage: Eukaryota; Dinophyceae; Prorocentrales; Prorocentraceae. The record is from the annotation of a GenBank genome assembly.
AUGGCCGCCUAUGAUAACUGGAGUGAGUUCCCCGCCGCCGUUAAGAACAUAGACGGGAUCAACCGCGGGGAAUUCCUCAAACAACAUCCCGAGGUGUUGCCAGAUGCCGAAGUUGCAAGGGCAUUCGCUUUUGCACAGGCGUUCGGGUUUGCCCCGCAGGACAUGGCGCGCCCCUCGUGCGACGCGGAGUACGUUCUGAAGCACGACAGGAGGGGCGAAGGCGGGGAGCGGCUGAGUUGGCGGGGCCCUCAGCACGACGGGAGCUGUGACGAAUGCAACGGGAAGCAGCCGAGCGCCGCUAACAUGACGUUCUUCGAUGGCACGCGUACGGGGCACUGGAUGGACAAAUUUGACUUUUUGGUCAUGUGGCUCGCUGACUACAGCCACAAGACCAUCAUCUUCGAGUUGUCCCACAUCGACCACAAGGUUGUCGACGCCUGGCUGCUCGCUUCCAGGGGGCGCGCGAGCGACUGGUACGACCCCAUCUGUCCGAACUCGAUUAAGAAUCUGCGGGCGCCAGAGGGCGGAAUGCGCAAGCGGCCCGCUGUUCGACCCGCGCCGAAGAAAACCCCCGCCAGGAAGCGCGUCCUCAUUGCCGACGAGUCGUUCCUGAACAAGAACAAGCCAGGGAAGUUGAACCAGGCGGCGCGCCCCAAGAAGGACCAAAUCUGGAUCUGGGGCGCCUUGCUGCAGGGAAAAGCUCGCACGCACUUCAUGUUCCGCAUCUUGAAGCACCCCGUAGACGCGAAGGACGGCAAGCCCCGCGGGCACAAGGAGAUGAAGGACAGUCUCGACAUGCUCAACUUCGACAAGGGCAACAUCUUUGUCUCGGACAAAUGGGGCGCGACCAUAUCACUCGUUAAAGCCAUUCGACGCCAGACGGGGCUCACGCAAAACACCUUGCGCCGCGAGCUAGUGGACCACGAUGAUGGCGAGAUCGUGAACGCCAAAGGAUUCACCACCAAUGCCAUCGAGAGCAAGUGA